This is a messenger RNA of Chara braunii, 909 nucleotides long. The record is from the annotation of a GenBank genome assembly. NCBI's taxonomy places the organism in Eukaryota, Viridiplantae, Streptophyta, Charophyceae, Charales, Characeae.
CGGCACCUCUAGUUUUGACGACGGUGGUGCGGAAGCGAUGCCGGAUUUUUGCGGCGGCGACUCCGGUUUUGACGGUGGGGUUGCGAAAGCGGUGCCGGAUUUUUGCGGCGGCGACUCCGGUUUUGAUGACGGUUGUGCGGAAGCGCUGCCGGAUUUUUGCGGCGGCGACUCCGGUUUUGACGGCGGUGGUGCGGAAGCGCUGCCCGAUUUUUACGGCGGCGCCUCCGGUUUUCACGGCGGUGGUGCGGAAGCGCUGCCGGAUUUUUGCGGCGGCAACUCCGGUUUUGACGGCGGUGGUGCGGAAGCGCUGCCGGAUUUUUACGGUGGCGACUCCGGUUUUGACGGCGGUGGUGUGGAAGCGCUGCCGGAUUUUUACGGCGGCGCCUCCGGUUUUCACGGCUGUGGUGCAGAAGUGCUGCCGGAUUUUUGCGUCGGCGACUCCGGUUUUGACGGCGGUGGUGCGGAAGCACUGCUGGAUUUUUGCGGCGAGGACUCUGGUUUUAACGGCGGUGGUGCAGAAACGCUGUCGGAUUUUUGCAGCAACGGUACUGGAUUCACAGCGGUGACGACAAUAUUUUUGCACUGAUUGGAGGUGGAACAUUGACAUAGAGAAGGUACCGCCAAAGCAGUGGUGCAUUUUGAAGUGGCGUGAACGUGACGCCGCUGGGACGCCGUGACUUUGGAGGCGAGGGGAAGUAACGAGAGAACGCCGCAAAAUUGUUGGAAGGUGAUUGUAUGAUGAAAAGGUAGGUAGAAGAAUGCUUGCUAUGGAGACUGACCUUGCCUGUUGGAGAAAAGAAAAAGGAUUGUCUUCCUUUACUUCUUACAUGCCUGCAUGUCAAAAAUGAUUCGUUUGUUUUGAAAAACGUUAAAUUUGUGUGCACCGUAAAAUGAAUUUGCUUGAAAUAA